AUGAAAGCCACCGCCGUAGAGACCAACGAGCGUGCGGAGUUUCCGGACAAGCUCGACUAUGUCGAUAAAACGCCUGAAGGGCUUGUCAAAGAAGCAGUUGACAUUGUUGUCAACGCCUCAGACUACCAAGGUGAUACAUUCCAAAGUAUCGAGAAAGCCAUGAUGGCGAAGAAGGAAGAACUGCAGGAGCAAAUCGAAAAGCUUGACAGGCGAAGAAAACAGAAAGAGCUACUAGUGGAGGGUGGAUGGGAUGUCGUGGUUGAGGCUUUGAGUGGUGUCAAGUAG
Messenger RNA from Fusarium subglutinans, 285 nucleotides. RefSeq lists its product as uncharacterized. NCBI's taxonomy places the organism in Eukaryota, Fungi, Ascomycota, Sordariomycetes, Hypocreales, Nectriaceae. The coding region runs from base 1 to 285 and encodes 94 amino acids. The record is from RefSeq and is a predicted model, not a curated record. The transcript is spliced from 2 exons.